Messenger RNA from Ochotona princeps (American pika), 1460 nucleotides. RefSeq names its product protein FAM170A-like. Bases 109 to 1212 code for a protein of 367 amino acids. NCBI's taxonomy places the organism in Eukaryota, Metazoa, Chordata, Mammalia, Lagomorpha, Ochotonidae. The record is from RefSeq and is a predicted model, not a curated record. Gene Ontology annotation, cellular component: nucleus. The transcript is spliced from 4 exons. Gene Ontology annotation, biological process: fertilization.
GAUCUGUUGCUCUUGAAGGUUCAAAUCUCAUUAAUUGACUAACUCUUGGAGAGCAAAGAUGCAAGGAGAAAAGCACCUGAUUUAAAUAAUUCUCCAAGGAGUUGAACCAUGAAGCGGAAACAAAAGACAAAACAUCUGGAAGUCACAUACUCUCCCCAAGCUGCAAAGAUAUCAAGAGAAAUAUCAACCUUACAAAAUUGUGCUCCACAAACUGGGCACCCUUUGGAGGAGAAGAUCCUGGUGCCUACUGUGAAAGAGUUAUCUUCUGAAUCAGAAUACUACUCCUGCCUCUCCACUUUGCACAAGCACUCUGCAGCCAGUAAGGGACAGGCAGGACGCUCAAGGAGAGGAAUUGAAGACUUACACAAAUGUGCUCCACCAUCUGGGUACUCUAAGGAGGAACAGACCCGGGUCCACGUGGCAAAUGACACAACCUCUGAAUCACAAUACUACACCUGCUACUCCACUUUGUCCAUGCCCAUUUGCACUGGAAUCCACCAAUUGCAACAAGAAGGCCUUUGUCUUCCAUCCUCAGAGAUGCCCCGACCCCAAGAUCUGGAGGAACACGAGAGCCCUACCCCUUCCCCUUAUCAUCAUAUAUGCUUCCAUUUCCAUUUAGCCAAUGAACCUUGUACCCCAGAAGCACACAGGAGAAAGGAGAGGGAUAUGAAGGUUUACUACAUGCACGUCCACAGAAAAAGAGGGGUGGCUGUCGUAGGGGAUACAGAGGAGGAAUCAGAGACUCCCCCAAAGAAGAGAAAGGUUGAGGAAAUGACGUUUCCAGGGAAGCUCCCUGUGGAAGACAACCUUUCCUAUGUGUCUACAGGGGACCUCCUUACUGAGGGUGAGUCCAGCUGGGACCUGGAAGACCAAGAGGCUGGGGACGAGGCUUCCGGGCUCGCAGAGGGUCAAGCUCUGCUGGAGAGACCCAGGGCCAGAACGCCCGAGUGGCUGGUGGCACCUGAGCAUGGCUUCAAGUGCUUGGGCUGCUGCAGAGUCUUCGCCAGCCUGGAGCUCCUGCAGAAACAUGUGCAGCACGGCCUCGAGGAAGGCUUUAGCUGCCUUGCGUUUCAUCUUGCUUUCGCCUGGCUGAAAAGCAAAAGGAAUACGAGAGACAAGGCAGGGAGGAGGAGAAGGAAGAAAACCAGGAAGAGGUACUCUGACUAUAAGAAGCAAAAAGGUUUUGAGGUGAGGAAUUCUCCACCUAAAUAAAUCGGCUCUAUUAGUCCCUGAAAAAGAGGAAGGGUGCAGCCAUUUUUUUAAUUGGAAAGGCAGUAUAAUACACACAUGAAAGAGUCUAAAAAUCCCAAAACCUAUCCAUGAUGCUGCUGACUUUGUUGGGUCCUUCUCCCCUUGAGCACUGACCAUGCUGUGCACUUCAUUAUAAUGUAAUUUAGAAUCAAAGUCAGAACAGGUAUUUCCCCUUCAGCCAGAAAUAAAGUGUUCAAAUGUUAACCUGG